AUGGCAGCGACCUCGCCAUCCAUCGUUGAUCGAUUAAAUCAUGUUGCGCGAAGUGGCUCGAAGAUGCCCCUUAUAUCACCUACCUCGCAAUCCUCGCCCGAAUACGAGCUCGAAUACCUACAACCGGGAUCAGACAACUCAUCGCGUCGGGCGGACAAACAUGCCAGUGCAGACGUGUCAGAGCGUACAAGGUUUCGCUCGCCGAUUACACUAGCACACAAAUCGCCUGCCAGUAGAAGGGACAAUUCUGCAGGCUCAUCCUACAAGAGAGGACCAAGAUUCAUGUUCUCCGGUCCGCCUCCUCCCAUUUCCUCGUCUAUGAUGAUCGCCCCUCAACCUUCCAACCUACCGUCCCUCAAACACGAACAAAAUCGGGAUUCCUACGAGAUACGGCAAACGACGAGAACAAACAUUGGUCGAACUAUUUUUGAACAGAGAGCGCAUGAGAGUAUCAUGUACAAUCAACAACCAGAUACCGCCUGGCGUGGCAUCAGACGUCGCGAAAGUGCUCUAGAGGUCGACAUUCAACAACUGUUGGACUCUCAAGUUGAGGGUUUAGUAGCUGGUAGCAAGACCCAAGAUGUCACAUUUACUACUAAAGAUCUUGACUGCUACAGUGAUACAGGAAGUAGUACACCGACGGGGACAUUUUAUUCCACGGCGACAUCAAAAUCUCAAAUGCCCAGGAGCUUGUACAUACCCCCAGUAUCAACCCUAGAAGGCAAUAUCGUGCCAGUGCGACAACCUGCCCAAAGGCGACUCUCAGGGCUGAAGUCCGCUAGGAAUGGCUUGAGUAGAGCCAUCCUCUCGUUGAUACAGUUACGGAUGGAGGAAAGCGAUCAAAUCGACACAGCCAUGGCGGAGCGCCAGAGUGCUCUUGCGCAACUCAGUAAGCUUGCCACAAGACGUCUCGGCAUACAGUCGGAGUUGGCAGCGUUCGACGGUGAUGAAGAAGAGCCCUUGGGGAAGCAGCUCCGGGAACUGAGCGCAAGGUACGGUUCUGUGAAUCAAGAGAUCAGCAUGCUUGAACAAAGGCUUGUGAAACUUCGAAAUCAACGCCGGUCGCUCAAGGACAAAAUCGAUGAUGCCAACGGCAAGAGAGAAGCAGGCUUGAGUGGAUAUCGAGGGGCCUUGAAGGAUGUGGAUUCGGAGCUCACCAUUCUUGUACGGCGACCUCCUGUCUUACCACUCGACCCGGGCGUGUUUGACAAAGACGACGGCGACUUAUGCGAUGAGAUUGCUUUGACUGGUGGACUGGAGUAUUUGCGACUCAACCCUGAACGUCGCACAGAGGAAAUGGCCAAGUCGUGGUGGGAAGCUGAGCUUGCGAUCCUACAGAAGCGCAAGAAACAAGUUGGCGAAGACCACCAAGCGCUAGAAGAGGGUGCUGCACUGUGGAAUGAUGUCGUUUCUUUGGUUUCUGAUUUCGAAUCAGGGCUUCGACGCCUGCUGAAGGAAGGCGGCACUUCCAAGCCGACUGUUAAGGGUAAGGAGAAAGUACCCACACGAGAUGAUCUUAUGCAAGCUCAGUUGAAGGAUAUGAGUGGCGUUCUCAAAGAGUUGGAACAGGCUAUGCGGCAAGCCGAAAUACAUGGUUGGAAUCUUCUUAUAUGUGCUAUUGGUGCCGAGUUGGAGGCAUUCAGAGAAGCUCAAGAUAUCCUUAUCAGUAUGUUAGCUUCCCAAGGUCUAGGUGGAGAGUUAGCAACGCGCAGUGAGGUAAGUAUAGGAGAAGAGCCUGAUGUGAUGGACCGGCGCGACGAUGUGCCCGAAGGUGGCAAUGGUGACGCUUCAGCGGAUCUAAUCCGGCCAUGCUCUAAUCAACUGGACCAAUCCGGAACUCCAAUAAUCCAAGAAGAUUCACUGAAAAGUUUGCACACAGACGGCGACGGUGAUCAUUCUCGGAGUCAGGAUAGCGAGAACGAGGUACCGCUCGAAUUUCUGGCCGAACAUGAUUAG
Molecule: messenger RNA, 1956 nt
Organism: Pochonia chlamydosporia 170
Lineage: Eukaryota; Fungi; Ascomycota; Sordariomycetes; Hypocreales; Clavicipitaceae
Product: autophagy-related protein 28
Exons: 1
Coding region: 1-1956 (651 amino acids)
Source: RefSeq, a predicted model, not a curated record